Messenger RNA from Elephantulus edwardii (Cape elephant shrew), 1551 nucleotides. It is a transcript of the gene DPYS, whose product is annotated as dihydropyrimidinase. The coding region runs from base 1 to 1551 and encodes 516 amino acids. The record is from RefSeq and is a predicted model, not a curated record. Gene Ontology annotation, biological process: pyrimidine nucleobase catabolic process. Gene Ontology annotation, molecular function: dihydropyrimidinase activity. Gene Ontology annotation, cellular component: cytoplasm; cytosol. The transcript is spliced from 9 exons. Lineage: Eukaryota; Metazoa; Chordata; Mammalia; Macroscelidea; Macroscelididae.
AUGGCGUCCCCGUCGCGGCUCCUGAUCCGCGGGGGUCGCGUGGUCAACGACGACUUCUCGCAGGUGGUCGACGUGCUGGUGGAGGACGGCGUGGUGCGCGCCGUGGGGCCCGACCUGCUGCCGCCUGGCGGGGUACCCGCGGGGCUGCGGGUACUGGACGCGCGCGGCCGGCUCGUCCUGCCCGGAGGCAUCGACACGCACACGCACAUGCAGUUCCCCUUCAUGGGCUCGCGGUCCGUGGACGACUUCCACCAGGGCACCAAGGCUGCUCUGGCAGGAGGCACCACGAUGAUCAUCGAUUUUGCCAUUCCUCAGAAAGGCGGCUCCCUCAUAGAGGCCUUCGAGACGUGGAGAAGCUGGGCUGACCCCAAAGUCUGCUGCGACUACAGCCUUCACGUGGCGGUGACGUGGUGGAGUGAGCAGGUUAAAGAAGAAAUGAGGAUUCUUACCCAAGAUAAAGGCGUUAACUCUUUCAAGAUGUUUAUGGCCUACAAGGAUCUGUACAUGGUGAGAGACACUGAGAUGUAUGCAGCCUUCUCUCAGUGCAAGGAAAUUGGAGCGAUUGCUCAGGUCCAUGCAGAAAAUGGAGACCUCAUUGCAGAGGGAGCAAAGAAGAUGCUGGCUUUGGGGAUAACUGGCCCUGAAGGCCACGAGCUGUGCCGCCCAGAAGCCGUCGAGGCAGAGGCCACCCUGAGGGCCAUAACCAUCGCCAGUGCUGUCAACUGCCCUCUGUACAUCGUGCACGUGAUGAGCAAGUCAGCUGCAAAGGUGAUAGCGGACGCAAGGAGAGAUGGGAGGGUGGUCUAUGGAGAGCCCAUAGCAGCAAGCCUCGGCACAGAUGGCACCCACUAUUGGCAUAAGGAAUGGCACCAUGCAGCCCACCAUGUCAUGGGCCCACCCCUGCGGCCAGACCCUUCAACUCCGGAUUUCCUCAUGAAUCUGUUGGCUAAUGACGAUCUGACCACCACAGGGACUGACCACUGUACCUUCAACACCUGCCAGAAAGCUCUGGGGAAAGACGACUUUACCAAGAUCCCCAAUGGGGUAAAUGGAGUUGAGGACCGGAUGUCAGUAAUAUGGGAAAAAGGCGUGCACAGUGGUAAAAUGGAUGAAAACCGAUUUGUGGCAGUUACCAGCACAAAUGCAGCUAAAAUCUUUAAUCUCUAUCCAAGAAAAGGAAGAAUAGCUGUAGGAUCGGAUGCUGACAUUGUGAUUUGGGACCCAAAAGCCACAAGAACUAUUUCUGCAAAAACCCAUCACCAGGCUGUGAACUUCAACAUCUUUGAGGGCAUGGUUUGCCACGGGGUACCUCUGGUGACUAUUUCAAGAGGCAAAGUGGUAUAUGAAGCUGGGAUUUUCAGCGUCACACCAGGAGAUGGGAAGUUUAUUCCUCGAAAGCCAUUUGCUGAAUACAUUUACAAACGAAUCAAACAGAGAGAUGCGACUUGCACACCUAUCCCUGUGGAGCGUGCACCCUACAAGGGAGAAGUUGUCACCCUAAAAUCCAAAGAAGAAUCAGCAUCUGGGAUCAGGAAGCAGGCCCACUCCUGA